This is a messenger RNA of Aureococcus anophagefferens, 375 nucleotides long. RefSeq lists its product as hypothetical. Gene Ontology annotation, cellular component: cytoplasmic dynein complex; cytoplasm. Gene Ontology annotation, molecular function: dynein intermediate chain binding. The coding region runs from base 1 to 375 and encodes 124 amino acids. The transcript has 4 exons. NCBI's taxonomy places the organism in Eukaryota, Pelagophyceae, Pelagomonadales, Pelagomonadaceae. Gene Ontology annotation, biological process: microtubule-based movement. The record is from RefSeq and is a predicted model, not a curated record.
AUGGUCGCGAACCCUCAGCACGAUGUGUUAUCACAGCUUCGACCCGCAUAUGGCAUGCGAGCCUCACCAACAAAAAUGAAGGAACUUAUCAAGGAAGUGUUGAAGGAAUCAUUGUCAGGCCAAACCUAUCAGGGAGACCAAGUCCAACAGCAGACCAAGCUUAUUGCCGAUACGGUCAAAGACAAAUUGAAAGGUGAGCUUCUUCCUCGAUAUAAAUUCAUGGUGCAAGUUGUCAUUGGUGAACAACGGGGCGAGGGCGUACGCAUGGGAUGUCGGACGUUUUGGGACCGUGACACAGAUACGUAUGCAAGUGAGACCUUCACAAAUGACAGUAUAUUCUGUAUUGUUGUAGCCUACGCCGUUUAUCUUUGCUGA